Molecule: messenger RNA, 958 nt
Organism: Medioppia subpectinata
Lineage: Eukaryota; Metazoa; Arthropoda; Arachnida; Sarcoptiformes; Oppiidae
Source: the annotation of a GenBank genome assembly
GUUGAGGGGUUGGGUUGAAGUGAGCGUUAAUAGUGUUGUGUUAGUGUUGAGAGCAAUGCAUUGAAGGACUGCCAGCUGUACCUUAUUUUGUGUGUGUUUUUCCAGUGUUUCAAAAGUGUUUAGCCAUUAGUUUUAGCCGAAGUGUGCGAAUCCUAUUCCCAGACCGAGUGACCCGAAGAGCGGCCCAACCGCUGCCCAAACGCUGUCCCAAAUGCUACCCAUAUAUUCAAAUGAUAAACAAUAUAAAGUAACCCAUGUUUUCAAACUGAGGGAAAAGCUGAGCGGAUGGCUCAGGCUAAUAUUGUCGGAUAAAAACUCGAGAAAUUUAUUUCUCUUUUUACUAUUGAAUCUCUCGUUUGCUUUCGUUGAGCUCACGUAUGGUAUCUGGACUAACAGUCUCGGCCUAAUAUCGGAUUCGUUUCAUAUGUUCUUUGACUGUACGGCUCUAUUGGCGGGUUUAGCCGCUUCAGUGAUCACCAAAUGGAGAUCAAACGAGAGAUUUUCCUACGGAUACGUGAGGGCCGAAGUGAUCGCCGGUUUUGUGAACGGAUUGUUCCUCCUAUUCAUCGCAUUCUUCAUAUUCUCAGAGGCCGUCGAACGAGCGAUAGAACCGCCAGAAGUGAAACACGAGAGACUGUUCCUCAUCUCAGUGUUGGGAUUGUUAGUGAACUUAGUGGGCAUUUUUGUCUUCCAACAUGGUGGCGCUAUGCACGGACACUCACACGACAGCGACGCCCCACACAGUCACUCACACAACGGUCACUCACAUUCUCACGGCCACAGCCACGACGGCGGUGGCGGUCACUCCCAUUCCAGUUCUGGUAGUGAUACAAGCAAUCGGCAGAUAAUGCAGGGCGUGUUCCUUCACAUUCUGGCCGAUACUCUGGGAAGUGUUGGAGUGAUUAUAUCAGCACUUCUUAUGCAGUACUUCGGAUGGAUGAUAGCCGACCCCAUCUGU